GGAAAAUCAACGUGUCAGUUCUCCGAUGACUCCGGCACCGUCCGCACAUGCCUGGAAUGUCGAUUCGUACCACCGAAAUACGAGUAUAGGACUAGUCACACGUACGUUACACCUUUGCCGCUUCCCGAGAUUUGCGUGUAGAAUAUUGCCGUAAGACCGUCGUCGUCGAUUAUCGUGUACCAGACGAGGGACACGUCGCUCGGCACACGGCAUUGACGGUCCCGCGCCGGCAGUGUCGUCAUGGAGGUAGUACGACCGUCAUAGCCGCGACACACGUGUCAACACACUCGUCUUCUAACCGUCUACUCACCUCCACAGCCCAACCAAACACGACAUAAUAUAACAUCCGAUCCACGGUUGCCCUAAGUCCCUAACUUCAUGUUCUCGUAUCAGUACGGACAGUACGCAAUGUUUACCACCGUCGUAGUGGUUGUGAUCGCGACUUGUUCGACCGCGUCAGUCCUUGGACAGCCAGAUAAACCAACAGCCGAUCGUGGUGGUUGUCCUUCACCCGGACUCACGCUGAAUGGCACUAGAGUUGUUCCACGGUCGGGCAUGUCGCCGGACUUUUCAACAUUGUCUGAAGUGAAAUUCCCAGCACGCCUGCCAUCCCCUUCCGGCAAGGGGUCGGUGUCGGUGGCGUCGUCAUCCUCAGCGGAGGCUGAAACUCCGUCCAGGAUCUGCAAGAUAAAAUGUGUUUCGGGUCAAUGGGUUGGUCCCCUGUGCCAAGAAAUAAAUGGCGAUGGCAGAUUCCAGCCAAUACUAAAAUCAUGUGCAUUGGACGAAGUGCCACCAAAUCUUAUUCUGUCAUUUAAAAAUCGGAUUAUCGUAGAAUUCAAUACGACAAUACCUCACAAUAGCACAAUAUCAGCACGUUGUCAAGAACCUAUUGGUACAUACAAACUUAGUGGACCUUCAGUUUUAAAUUGUAGCAACGGCGUUUGGUCUAGCCCAAUACCUAAGUGUCAACCGACAACUCUAUUCACUAAUUAUUCAGAAAACUCGCCACCGACAAUUUUGGUACGGGUUCCAUCAGGAUCAGCAGCUGUAGAUCAAAAUGGUGGACUAGUCGUUUUUCCUGGAUCUAUAUUACACUUAGAAUGUCUUCAUUUGAGACGACAUGGUGAUCCGGAGUGGACAUGGACAUCUGAGGCUGAAACUUAUCUUACCGGAUGGGCGAUAGGAAACGACGAACGCAAUUGGAAGUAUCGACUAUCUAUUUAUUAUGUAAAGCAAUUUGAUACAGGCUCAUACACUUGCACUACUUCACGUGGCAUAAACAACACUAUAACACUUCAAGUUUCAGAUAUCCAUUGUAAACCAGUGCCCAGUAUGAAUCUCAAUCCUCAUCUCAACUACAGAGCGAGUGGGCAUAGGCUUGGUCAGACAACAUACUUCAACUGCCCACCUGGAUUUUUCCUCAAAGGUUCAGCAAAUAUCACUUGUCUUCCUUCAGGAGACUGGUCAAAUUCACCACCGGAUUGCAUCAUGGUUAAGUGCCCGCCAAUCACCGUCGAUGAUUCAAGGUUGAUCAUGGUUGAGUACAACGACACGUACGGCAAACGAGCAGCGUUCAAAUGCGCUUGGGGCUUCCAAAUGUCUGGUGUCAAUUCUAUUGAGUGUUUGGCGGAUUCCACGUGGUCGCAUCGAAUACCUACAUGUACCGAAAUUCUAUGUCCAACCCCGGUUGUGCCACUCAACGGUCUUCUGAUUGAAGAUUCGGCUCCAGGGCGUCAUGUAGUCGGCUCCAUGGUGCAAUUUUCUUGUGGUGAAAAACAUCAGCUGAUCGGAAAACCCAGCAUGGUGUGCACAGAAAAUGGCACUUGGUCACACUCCACGCCAUACUGCAAAGCCAGAUGCGAGUAUCCGGGAGAACCGCCCAACGGCCGUAUCAUACCGCUGAAGUUCUGGUACGUGCCGGGCGACAAGUUGAAAAUCACAUGCCUGACAGGGUACGUUCUGCCGCUGCCACUCGAGUCCAGUCCGCCCGUGUGCCUCGGCAACGGCACGUGGUCGCAUACGCUGCCCGAAUGCAUAGAGUACACGAACGUGUGAUCGGAUGACGGCGAUCAGAUCGCGACGUGACCGGGUGGGCGAACACUACGCGGUUUGGCGGAUGGAGCUCGCUUGCCCGCAAACCGUUUGCCGUCGGACGUUUCACACUAAUAAUAUAAUUAAUUAAUUAUAGUCAUGAUGUAGCGUCUAAUAACAACAGUUAUUAUACGCACCCACAGUUGUAAUAUAAUAAUAUUGUAUUCCCAUAGGCGUAGGCGCAGAUAUAUGAAUUCCUAUGUGUGUGUGUGUGUGUGUGUGUGUGGUGUGUGUGUGUGUGUGAGUGCGUGUAUGUGUGUAUGUGUAUGUGUGUGUGUGUGAGCGAGGGAGAAGAGGAGAACUCGAAUUUGACACCCCCUCGUCGACAAUGUGUUGUAAUGAAAUACAAAUAUGCAUGAGUUAUUGCGGACCCAUACGCAUAGGUAAGAAAACGUGUAAUUAUAUAAUAAUUAUUGUGUGAUUAUAUUAUACAUUAUUAUAUUAUUAUGUUAUAUUUAUUCGCUGAUUUUUUAGCAAACUGAAACGAAGUAUUACCUUUACAGUGACGUCGGUGAUCUAUUUAACGAAAGAUACUUAUUUUUUCAAAAACUAUUUACUUUUUUGGAAAAUAUUUAUUUUACAUAAUUUUAAAUACCCGAUUAAAAAUUAAAAAUUCACUAAUUUUAUCUCUAUACAUUUUUUAAUUUGUUUUUACUCUUUUUUCUUAUAAAGCAUAUGAGUUUUUAAUUUCUUAUUUCAAAGUUUUGAAGUAUAUUUCGAUACAUAAUAUUCAAAUUAUAGACCAGUAAUUUAUGAGCAUAGUUAUAAGUAUAAAUUAGGCGAAUGCGGAGUGGUACAAAAGUACCCUGCAAAAUAUCAGUUCACUACUUUACUCGUCUUAACUUCAAACUAUUUCUCCAAAAUCGAAUUUUCAUAGAAUUUAUAUUAUAAAUAGUAUUCUGCUUUGGAAUAUGAAAUUAUAAAUGUAUAGGUACUUUCUUUUAAAAGAGAAAAAACUAGAAUUAAAUAAUGAUAAAAAAAAUAUAAUAUUUUUACUAAAAACUUUUUUUUACAGUAAGUAACUUAAAACUAUUUACAAGAAUAUGUUCAAAAAAAGGUUAGUCUACUGAAAUAAUAAAUGUCUCACGUUAAGUUAAAUACACCGGUGGCCAUGACAUCAUGGCGAUUCAUAUCAUACCUAUGUCAUUAUAACGAUAAAAUUUAUUUUUAUCGUUGUACGUAUUAUGUGUUUAUAAACAAAUCGGUCACACUAUUUUAUUAAACUUUAGUCGAUAAACUUAAUAUUAUUUAAUUUCUUUGUCAAAAAAAAAAAAAAAAAAACCAUUUAAAAAUGUAUACCUAAUGUUGAAAGCGAUGAAAAUCGUUUUAAAUCUUUGUUAUUCAUAUGAUAUAAUCAUAUCGAUUUGACCUCAUCUCAAACCGCGUUCCCCAAAUUGCUAUUUGGGUCUACUUUUAAACAUAGGUAACCACGUUGUAGUUAACGCUUCCUAUACUCCUAUCAACCACAGACGUUCGACGCAUUGUCAUCGCAUAUUUUAUGUAAAACAUAAUAAUACGCACUUAGUACCUAUACUACUAAUAAUUUUUUUAGUUAUUUUACCACUGAUCUCAAGACGUAACAUCGUCAACCUCAACUAAUGAAUACCCUAGUUCAAUCAUCCGAAAUCGAAACAAUAAUACUAAAGUCUCAUUAUAAUAUUGUUAGCUACCGUCAACUCGUGUUAUGUAAUCAUUCAUGAUAAAUUGUUAUUAAUCAUUGUUACACUGUACAUGCCAACAUACAUUAUUACAUUAUUGCGUGAUAUUAUAUAUUAUAUAUUAAAAUAAUUGCAAGUACCUAUGACAAUAUAAUAUUAUUAUUAAAUGUGCCGUGUGCUUCAGUCAAGUAGGUCAACGCGUUAGUAUUGUUAAAAAUUGUUUUUCAAAUCCAUCUAAAAUCACAGCGUAAACACUAUUGGACAUUUCUACGCAACGUUGUCACGGAAAGCUCGUGUCAACGGUAUAUAUUGUUAUAUAUAUAAUAAUAUAUCUGUCGGGUUCCCCUGUACUGCAAUGGCUCAGGUUUGAUCCCGACAAUUGCGCCGGAUUUCCGAGUAACUAUAUAUUUACGGCCAAGGGCGAUAAUUCCGAUUCGGCGUGCUCUCUGACUACCUGCUUUGCCUAGUUUUAUUCUCUCUCUCAUUCUCUCUUUAUUUUUAUUAUAUUUGAACUUAUGUAAUUGACGUCAAAUGAAAAUGGAAAAAUAUAAAACGCUUUUGUCCUUCCGUUCGAAAAACCGGGAUACAAUUCUGAGGCCGUUUUUCGACAGAAAAUAUCUGCCAGUCGAUGUUGCUUUUGCUGCGAUGAUUUUCGCUAGUGGAAAUACUUACAUCUCUACCCAGUAAUAACCACAAACUAAAAACAUUUUCAAACAUCGAUUAUAUUUCCAUUUAUUUAAGACUUUAUAACUUGUGAAAUUAUUUAUUUUGUGGCAAUUACCCAAUAACUAUUCAUUAUAAUAUCUGUUGAACAUUUUUAAUGUAGUCAACAUGCAUAAACCAAAAAGUUUUGAUUAAUAUUAAGUACCACUGUACAUAUUAAAAUGUAUAAUAUUAGAUUAGAUUUUAAUUAUCAUAAAACACACACACACACACAAUAUACAUGGUAAGAACGGUGAAAAAUAUAUCAUAUGAUCACAUUAAAAUAUAAUAAUAAUUUAUAUGAAGAAAUAUAGAAUUUAAAGUCGUUUUUUAUUUUGUUAAUGGUAUUAAAGAUUUUUUUAAUGUAAUAUUUGGUUGUAAUAAUACAAUAUAAUUAUGUAAUAGUAUAAUAUUAUCAUAAUAUUAUUAAAUCUGUUAAAAAUAAUUUAUAGAACCUAUAAAUGUUUAAAUUAAUCAUACCUAUAAUAUAUAUGGUCCAAUUUGAGUGGUUUUUUGAUCUAUUUUAUACUCCUACUUAUUUUGUUCGAUAAUUAAAAAUAUAAAACACCUUUUUCUAUCGACAGUAAAAAUUAGAUAAUUUUACUACAGUUCUUUAAAAUACGUGGUUGAUAAAUUUAAUACUUACUAUUAAUAUAAUUUUGAUAUUUUCAUUUUUAUAGAUGUUCGUGCUUUUUUUAUUUUACAGCACUUUUUUCGACAUUCCUUAACGUAUUUUGUGUUAGUGCCAUAUUAAACAUUUUUCAUCCGGAAGUAAGCCAAUUAUAUAGCUAACGGCUUUUUUCUCAUACAUUGUAUUCCCUCAUUUUAGAAAUUUGGCAACCUAUCAAUGUUUAAAAUCCAAGUUCAGUAGCAGGUGUAAAGAAAAAUAUUGCCAGGAAAUUGAAUUUGCUGUUUCUGAAAUUUGUUACCACGAGAAACCGUAAUUUUAACCUCUCAAGGUGCGGCUCCAUCGUACAAACCUUAAUAAAGAUUCAACAUCAAUUGUUGUACUCCUAAAUAUUUACUCCUGAAAAUAACCAUAUCAUAGCUUCCCAAACUUACCAUAUCCACUAAUAAAAUUUUAAGUAUAUUGCAGAACUUCAGAGAGUUUAGACAUUAAUAUUUAUUAUAAAAAGUUUAAAUCGAAAAGUAAACACAACACUUCUAAUAUUAACCAAGUUAUGAGAAAGCUAAUAGUAAAAAUAUGCAAGUAUAUUAAAAUUAUAAAACAUGUUUAAUUUAUUUAGAUUUAAUAGGGACUAAUAUAAAAAUUAAUUUUAUAUAUUUGAAAUAUUUAAUAUUAAUUUAACUAAAACAGUGUGAAUAACAAUACGAAAAUAAAUGACCACCAUAUUUUUGUAUAUUAUUUAUUAUUUACUAUUUUAGAUGUAUUCAUUAUAAUAAAUGUAUUAUGAUUAUGGAUUUAUUAUGUAUAUUGUAUGUACCUAUUUGAAAUUUUCAAAUAAUAAUAACAAUAUUUACGUCUA
Aphis gossypii (cotton aphid) is the source of this 5938-nucleotide messenger RNA. It is a transcript of the gene hig, whose product is annotated as locomotion-related protein Hikaru genki. Bases 379 to 2055 code for a protein of 558 amino acids. The transcript has 10 exons. The record is from RefSeq and is a predicted model, not a curated record. Lineage: Eukaryota; Metazoa; Arthropoda; Insecta; Hemiptera; Aphididae.